Molecule: messenger RNA, 1286 nt
Organism: Papaver somniferum (opium poppy)
Lineage: Eukaryota; Viridiplantae; Streptophyta; Magnoliopsida; Ranunculales; Papaveraceae
Product: sarcoplasmic reticulum histidine-rich calcium-binding protein-like
Exons: 3
Coding region: 291-1001 (236 amino acids)
Source: RefSeq, a predicted model, not a curated record
UUAAUGAUUUUCCGGUGAAGGGUUUUUCAUUCAGAUUUCAGACUAGACUUUUACAGAGAGAGAGAGAAGCAAAAGGCUAUACGUUUCUGAAGAGAGAAGGGAAAGCAAUACGUUUGAUUUUCAUCGAUCAGAAAUCAGAAUUCUCCUCCUCAAUCUAUAUGUUGCAGAAGUAAUUCAAUCAGAAGCUAUAAGGGCAAGACUCUUGUUACAAACUGAAACCUUUUGGAUAAGAUGCACUUUCGGUCAUCAUCUUACAAACAUGCAGGAAUUGAAUUGGUUUUUACAUCCACAUGGAUUGCAAGAAGUUCCUGCAGUUGGUGGAAGACAAAAAGAAACGAGCUUUGGAGAAGAAAGAAGCCCCCUUGAAAUGGGAACAGAAACUUGAAGCUGCUGCAAAGGCGAAAGCUGAUGCCGAAGCCAAGGAAACGAAGCUGAGAGCUGUUAAACAUAAGAGGAAAUCUGUGUCAGACACAUCUGAUAGUGACAGUGGAGAUGCAAGUAGCAAAGAUGGGAGAAAAUCUACAAAAAUGUCCCACAAGAGGCACAGGAGGCACAAAGGUUCUUCAGACUCGUCAUCCAAUGACAGCGAGAGGAGGAAGGAGAAGAAAUCUGCAAAGCAUAGAUUGAAGAAGAGAUCCUUAAGCUCAGACGAUGAUGAUAGCAGUAGCUAUGAUCUAAGAAAGCAGCGGGCACAUAAAAGGAGAAGAUCCAUAAGCUCAGAAGAUGAUGAUAGCAGCAGUGAUGGAUAUAAGAGUGAUGAUCGAAGAAAGCAUCGGGCACAUAAAAGGAGAAGAUCCUUGAGCUCAGACGAUGAUGAUAGCAGCAUCGAUGAUCAUAGAAAACAUAGUACACAUAAAAGGAGACAUAGGCGCCGGGUUUCAAGAUCUGUUUCUUAUGAAUCUUCGAGUGGGGAAGAAGAAGAUAGUGUAGCAAGGAAGGAUCAUAGAUCAAGGCACCACAAACACCAUCGCAGGUCAACACAAGCUACAGAUCUGUCAUGAAUGGCGAUGUGAAAAUUGUGGGAAAUGGAAGAUAUUGAAAUUCACCAAGAAGAGUGUCCAUCUUGACUUUAUUUCACCUCUUAAUUCAGGACUAAAGCUGAUUGCAUUUUCAUUUGGUCUUUUUCUAUUUGAAAUUGUUUCUGGUGGAACUCUGAAAACCUCUAAUGUUGCACUUAUUGUUUCGCUGGGAACUUCAUGUUUACUAAGACAAACUGUUAGGAGGAUUUCUUUCACUUGAUCCUUUUCAUUCAAUGAAAGAACUUUUAUUGGUUUACUGAAUGCCAA